GCCCCCGGGGGUCUGCUAGAAAAUACCAAUUACCAGCAACUACGGCGAGAGAGAGAGAGAGCGAGAGAGCAGAAAGGGACGAGGAAAGAGGACGGCUAGGGAGAGAGAGAGGCAGAGUUCUUCGGAAGGAAGGAGGGAGGGAGGGAGGGUUAUAAACAACUCCCAAAGUCCCUAGCAGAAGCGAAACGAAAAUCCCACAAGGCCGUUGCUUCCGUCAAUUCGAAGAUGAACGGCGGCCCAUCUGGUUUCCACAAUGCCCCCAUCACUAGAGCAUUCGUUAUUGCCUCUGCUCUCUUCACCGUCUUCUUUGGGAUCCGGGGUCGUUCGAACAAGCUGGGAUUGUCGUACCAGGAUGUUUUUAGCAAGCUUAAGCUUUGGAAGUUAAUUGUGUCAGUUUUUGCCUUUUCAUCUACACCAGAAUUGAUGUUUGGAUUGUAUCUGCUAUACUACUUCAGGGUAUUCGAAAGACAGAUAGGCUCCAAUAAAUACUCGGUGUUUAUUUUGUUCUCUGUAGUAGUUUCCUUGCUGUUUGAGGUUCUUGCCUUAUCGCUUCUUAAAGAUCCUGCCUUGAACUUAUUCACACCUGGACCUUAUGGCCUUAUAUUUUCUUCAUUUGUUCCCUUUUACUUUGACAUCCCGGUGUCAACGUGGUUCCGUGUAUUGGGCAUCCGUUUUUCUGACAAGUCUUUCAUAUAUUUAGCUGGUUUUCAGCUUCUUUUGUCAUCCUGGAAAAGAUCCAUCAUACCAGGGAUAUGUGGCAUCCUUGCUGGUUCUCUAUAUCGUCUUAAUGUUUUCCACAUACGCAGGGUGAAGUUCCCCGAGUUCAUUACCUCAUUCUUUUCCCGGUUUUCUUUACCAUCUACGGGAAGUCAAUCUGCUCCAGCACCAACAAGAAAUGUUCUGGGAAAUUUACCAUCCCAUGCAGGUCGCCGAGUUGAGGGAAGCUACCCUUCUUCAAUGGCAUCCAGUAUAGAGCCACCAGAGGAUUCCAUUGCGACACUGGUAUCUAUGGGCUUUGAUAGGAACUCUGCGAGACAAGCACUUGUGCAUGCUAGAAAUGAUAUCAAUGCUGCAACAAACAUCCUUCUCGAAGCACAGUCCCACUGAUUCAAUGAAGAUUUUUCGGGAAAAAAGAAGUGUGAAUUGCUUUGAAGUGAGAGAUGGAAUCCCAUUUCUUCAUAGAGAUGGCCAUCGGAUAUUUCUUGCACGUGAUUGAUCUUGUUUAGGAACUAAUUGAGGCACCCAUGGCAUGUUUCUUCACAGCUUCUCCCUUUGUUUCUGUCCCGGUUUAUUUCAAGUUCCCCUAUAACUAUCCAUAGACUGAUCACAGUUCUGAAGAUUAGGAACCUGUACAAUUAUUUAUGCCAUACUAAAAUUGCGAAUCUUCAUUUGAAGGAAACUUGAAUGUGUAUAGUAGUAGUAGUAGUAGUAUUGGUUCUCUUUAAGCCUGCAGAUUUUUCAAGCAGGUCUGAACAGAUUAUGUAUGCCAACAUGGUUAUAGAACUGUUUGAUUCCUGACUGA
Molecule: messenger RNA, 1522 nt
Organism: Malania oleifera
Lineage: Eukaryota; Viridiplantae; Streptophyta; Magnoliopsida; Santalales; Ximeniaceae
Product: rhomboid-like protein 20
Exons: 8
Coding region: 226-1107 (293 amino acids)
Cellular component (GO): membrane
Molecular function (GO): protein binding; serine-type endopeptidase activity
Source: RefSeq, a predicted model, not a curated record